AUGUCGGUCAAACUCACGCUUUCGCUGUUGCUAGCGAUGUUCGCUGUAGCGCACUCCGCGAGCAUUUUAGAUUACCUCGACUGGGAGGACGGGAAGAAGUUGAUCGACGUCCCUGAACUCCGCAACGACCAGCCGAACCGCAACUGCAUGUGCAAAGGUCCCGCCUGCGUGUGCUGUGUCGACUUCAACAUCACAUUAGUGGACCUUGGAGGACCAGGUUGUGUCCACAUGAAAUACGUUUCUCCCGAAGAUGGUUUUUCAGUGAACGUCUCUUAUGGGAAAAAUCUCCUGCACAGCUCGAAGAUCCAAGGUGCAAAUCCAGCACCAAUUUGUCUGGAGGUGUUCGGCAGGUUCGCCCAAGUGUGUGCGAAGUUCAGCGAUUUGGCGCCAACAGCUGACGGGCUGCGAGGGUGUCUCGAGUUGGAGCCUCGUUUACUUGGAGAAACUCAGCUAGAGUUCCCUAUCGGCUGCUUCAAGUCCACCGCUGGCGGCAUGGAGAUGGAAGAACCGCCGGCGGAGACGGAAGAAACGACACAAGAAAACGAAGAGAGCACACCAGACAACAAUGGCUUCGACGCGGAGACCUUCCUGUUAGGCUUCUAUCAAACGGCGGAGCAAGGAGUGGCCUUCCUCAGCAGCCUCCUUGACUUGCCCAACAAACUGAACGUCACCAAACCCAUCAUCCCCCAGUCAACCACCCAGAAACCUGAAGAAACCACCCUCGCUGAGGCCUCCCGAAGAGCCCCGAAAAGCCUCAAACAUCCCAACCAACUGUGAUAGUAUAUUAACUACUUAAGGCCGAUACUAAAACGGACGCGUUUUCGUGGGAAUUCGCAUCGUACAUAAACGUAAUAACACUUGUCUACGACACCAUUGAUAUAAUAAGUAAGCACCCUAGAUUGAACAUAAGCGCUCAAAAAGUGGGAUGAAAAGUUAGAGCAGAAAUAGCGAUGCAUGCUCUGACAUUCUGUAGUAUUCCAUUCAUGUUGAUUUCUAUAACCCAACCGCUUUACGAAUCCCCACGCGCUAUAGAUGCUAAGACGACGACCGUACCUUCGUAUUUUUUGAGGUUUUUAUUGAAUCUAGAUAGGUACCGUUGCGUAUGAGUAUAGCUAAGGUAAGUUUAAGUCAAGUUUUCGUCGUCUUUUUGUAUAACGCGCUUUAUCUACGUUACUUAUACGAACAACUUGCACCCGGUACGUUUGUGUCAUGUUCAUGGAUGUUCGUAUUAAUUUGCAACAGACGAAUUCAUACGAAAAUGCGUCCAAAGUGCAUCCGGCCUAUAAUAUUUAGUACAAAACGGCAUUUCAAUAACUUAUUAACUUGCCACACUGUGACUUUGCUUGUGUUUUGUAGCAACUCAUCCUAUUUAUUGCUUUAAUUAUUAUUUUUAC
Molecule: messenger RNA, 1394 nt
Organism: Pectinophora gossypiella (pink bollworm)
Lineage: Eukaryota; Metazoa; Arthropoda; Insecta; Lepidoptera; Gelechiidae
Exons: 5
Coding region: 1-777 (258 amino acids)
Source: RefSeq, a predicted model, not a curated record